UCGCUGUUGUGUCUAAUUUUUUUCUGUUACAUUUUGCAUUGCAAUUAUGUGGCGGACGACCAUUGCACGGUUUAUGUUGGUGCGAUCGUUGCAACAUGUGCAUAAACGUGGCUUUGCAACUGCAACGCGUCACAGUAUCAAGGAUGGUUGGGAAGCUGUCAUUGGCAUCGAGGUUCAUGCUCAGAUCAAUUCCACAACCAAACUCUUCUCAGACACACCGACCUCUUUUAAUGACGAGGUGAAUACGAAAAUAUCCACUGUGGACGUCGCCUUUCCCGGUGUCCAGCCACGACUAAAUAAACAAUGCGUGGAAUUGGCCGUCAGGACAGCGCUGGCUUUGGAGAGCGACGUGCAAACGGUUUCCACCUUUGAUCGCAAACAUUACUUUUAUCCUGAUCUUCCUCAAGGCUACCAGAUCACUCAACAAAGACAACCUAUUGCUCGAGGAGGCGUAAUACGACUGACCGAAUUGGACGGCUUACCAGCACCUAUUCACGUUGGCAUUCAUCAGUUACAACUGGAGCAGGAUACUGGCAAAAGCUUGCACGAUAUGCGACCAGGAUAUACCUUGCUAGACUAUAAUCGAGCAGGCAUCGGUUUGAUGGAGAUUGUCACAAAACCUGAUCUACGAUCAUCAUUUGAAGCUGGUCUUUUGGUGAAGAAAUUACAAGCUAUAUUACGGUGUGUGGGAUCUUCAAAAGCAAAUAUGGAAGAGGGCUCUAUGCGUUGUGAUGUCAAUGUAUCGGUUCAUCGCACCGGUGAACCUUUUGGUACCCGGUGCGAACUUAAAAAUCUGAAUAGCGUACGGUUCCUGUCCAUGGCGAUAGACGCCGAGGUUGAACGGCAGAUUGAGUUGCUGGAGGCUGGUCACACCAUUCAAACGGAAACACGCGGAUAUGAUGUGGCAGCAAAUAAAACAUUUAGACUACGAGGCAAGGAAACCGCUCCCGAUUACCGUUAUAUGCCUGAACCGGAUUUACCGACUUUGCGCCUGCCACCUAAUUAUAUUGAGACCAUUGCAUCCACUGUUCCGGAACUGCCUGAUCAGUCUCGAACAAGAAUUAUGGAUCAAUACGGAAUAUCUUUGCAUGAUGCUAAUGUCCUAUUAAAUGAAGCCGGAAGCUUGGCUUUCUUUGAGCAGGUCUGCGUUCAACGUAAUCCACGUUUGGUUGUAAACUGGACACUACACGAAUUGUUUGGCCAAUUGGCCGGUCAAGAUAUCCCAUUUUAUCAAAAUCCAGUUACUGUUGAUCAGCUUGGAUCUUUAAUCGAUUUAGUUCAACAAGGCACAAUUACUGGACCCACCGGCAAAAAGGUCUUGAAGAUGAUGGUGGAACAACCUUCACCCAAAACGAUGCCCAUUGAUAUUGUAAAGGAAAAAGGUUGGCUGCGUAUCAGUGAUACCGGCAAACUGAGAACGUUAUGUGAGCAACUCGUCAAUGAACAUGCGGCCAAGGCGGAAACAAUUCGUCAAGGCGAGCCCAAGAUGUUCAAUUGGUUUGUAGGUCAGGUGAUGCGUCAUACAAAAGGCAUGGCUGAUCCUACCGAACUCAACAACAUGCUGUGUGAAGUGAUUGGCUGUCGAUAUGAGGACGUUGUCACUCCCGCUACCAAAGAAUCCUCCAAGAAGUCCAAGAAAAAGAAGCCAAGAAAAUAGACGUGAAUCAAAAUUACAAUAAAAAAAAAUUGCAC
Molecule: messenger RNA, 1692 nt
Organism: Radiomyces spectabilis
Lineage: Eukaryota; Fungi; Mucoromycota; Mucoromycetes; Mucorales; Radiomycetaceae
Product: aspartyl/glutamyl-tRNA amidotransferase subunit B
Exons: 13
Coding region: 47-1657 (536 amino acids)
Biological process (GO): glutaminyl-tRNAGln biosynthesis via transamidation; mitochondrial translation
Molecular function (GO): glutaminyl-tRNA synthase (glutamine-hydrolyzing) activity
Source: RefSeq, a predicted model, not a curated record